This is a messenger RNA of Closterium sp. NIES-67, 1599 nucleotides long. The record is from the annotation of a GenBank genome assembly. NCBI's taxonomy places the organism in Eukaryota, Viridiplantae, Streptophyta, Zygnematophyceae, Desmidiales, Closteriaceae.
ACCACCAAUGGAUCCAAAACAUUCAAGGGGCUGCGAGGAGAUCGUGUGUUAUGGGAUUUACACGAAAGCAGAGAUGUCUUCAGAUCCAUGUGGCACAUCCCUGCACUGAUAUGGGAAUCAACAAAGAAGGAGUUGGGAGCAGUAAAGGCGGGAUCUGGAGUCCAGGGGGAGUGCAAUGCAGUUAGUGCUGCAGGAGUGACGGUUUCUGCAAGGUCGGGGGAGACUGAUUGGGAAACCGCACACAGGCAUCUAGGGCAUGUGGCUAUGCCAUUGCUGCAGCAACUGCAUAAGGAAGAAGCAGUAAAGGGGCUGAAGCUUUCUGGGCAACCAAAUGAUACCAAGUGCGAGACGUGUCUGCUGAGCAAGUUCACACGGUUCCCCUUUCACGGCAUAGCUGGGAAAAGCAAGGCAGCACUGGAACUGGUGCACAUGGACCUGGUAGGACCUUUUCCAGUUCGAGGAAGUAAGGGGGAAAGAAUGGCAACGAGAAAGCUGCUGAGCUCUACAAGUGGAGGAGCCACAACUGAGCAGCAGGAACAGGCUCAAGGCGAAGAUGCAGUGCUGUUCUUGGGUGAUGACCAAGAGUCAGAUGACGAGGAGCCUGCAUACUGCUUUUACGCACCAAUACAACCUCCGAGCAUGGAUUAUGCGCUAGCCGGGCCUCAACGGGGGAAGUGGCUCGUUUCAAGAGAUGCAGAGUACAACAGCCAGAUGGAGAAUCACACAUGGGACCUGGUGUACUUGCCAAAUGGGAAGAAGGCAAUACAGUGCAAGUGGCUGGCAAAAAUCAAGACGGAUGAGAAAGGAGAGCCAUCAGUUUACAAGAGCAGGCUGGUGGCAAAGGGGUUUCAGCAGAAAGAGAAAGAAGAUUACAAAGAAGUGUUUGCCCCAACUGCUAAGUCUCCAACGCUACGUGUGCUGCUGGCGGUAGCUGCUGUGCGUAAAUGGAAGGUGAAGCAGAUGGACAUCGUAACCGCUUUUUUGUACGGCAUUGUGGAAGAGGAGGUGUACAUGGUUCAACCACCUGGCUAUGAGGAUGGAACUGGUCGUGUCUGCAAACUUAACAAGGCCAUCUAUGGCUUGAAGCAGGCCCCGAGAUGCUGGUACAACAGGCUGGCCAGUGCACUGGAAGGGAUUGGAUUCCGUGCGAGUGCAUGCGACGAGAGCCUAUUCCUGAUGGGCAACGGGGAGUCGCUUGUGCUUCUGCUGGUGUACGUGGAUGACAUCCUGCUCUUCAGCAGCAGUGACAAGGAGAUCGAUGGGGUGCAGCGGAAGCUCACAGAGCAGUUCAAGUGCAAGUCACUUGGAGAGGCAAGGUACUACCUGGGAAUGCACAUUGAGCGGGAUACUGAACGUGGCUGGCUCAAGCUGCAUCAGGGACAGUACAUCAACACCUUGGCUGAGAAGUACUCUCUGCAGGAAGAACGGGAAGUGGUUACACCUUUGCCUUCCGAGUUCAACUCAUAAAGGCAGCUGAAGGAGAAGGAGUUGAAAGUGAAGACCAGAGGCAAUUCCAAUCCAUGGUCCGGAGCCUAAUCUACGCUGCUGUGCAUACUCGGCCUGACAUCAGCUUUGCUGUGGGACAGCUGGCUCGAGUAG